Molecule: messenger RNA, 2533 nt
Organism: Bombina bombina (fire-bellied toad)
Lineage: Eukaryota; Metazoa; Chordata; Amphibia; Anura; Bombinatoridae
Product: gastrula zinc finger protein XlCGF26.1-like
Exons: 5
Coding region: 225-2153 (642 amino acids)
Biological process (GO): regulation of transcription by RNA polymerase II
Molecular function (GO): DNA-binding transcription factor activity; RNA polymerase II cis-regulatory region sequence-specific DNA binding
Source: RefSeq, a predicted model, not a curated record
GUAAAUUUUGAGCGCUGCAGUCAUGUAGAUAGUUACUAUUGUAUGGAUCAAACUUCUGCCGUCUCAGCACUCGUUACGGUGGUUUCGUGUAGAUUGUUACUGCGGGUCACAAGGUGGGCACCUGUUACUCAGUGUCACACACUUCACUGAAAGACCACAGCCAGGCUGACUGACUUGUGACCAACAAGACGGCAACUGAGUAAAACCAAACCUUAGAGAUCUGCAUGAUGACUAGGGAGGAACAAAUGGAGUUUCAUGAAGUUGCAGUUUAUUUCUCGGAGGAGGAGUGGGGCUGUUUAACUGAGGAACAAAAAGAGCUUUAUAAGGAUGUGAUGCUGGAGAAUUACAAGAUCCUCAGUUCUCUAGGAUAUGUUCAUGUGAAACCUUUACUGGUUACAAAGAUUGAGCAUAGAGAGGAGCCGUAUGUGAGCAAUUUUCUAAAUACCAAUGGUGAAUUUACAAACUGCACUUAUCCUAGUCAUGGUCAGACUGCAAAUGCCUCUUUCAGUCUUUUAAAAAAUCAAAGAAGCCAUAUAGGAAAUGUAUGUUCUGAAUGUGGAACAUUUUUCACAGAAAAAUCAUUUCUUUUUGAACAUUUGAAAUCUCAUACAGGAAAUAAAGCAUUUUCAUGUUCUGACUGUGGGAAAUGUUUUUCUCGGAAACCACAUCUUAUUAAUCAUCAGAAAAUUCACACAGGAGAAAAAGCAUUUUCAUGUUCUGUCUGUGGGAAAUGUUUUAUUCGAAAAUCAUUUUUUGUCGAUCAUCAGAAAAAAAAACACACAGGAGAAAAAGCAUUUUCAUGUUCUGAAUGUGGGAAAUGUUUUAAUCGAAAAUCACACCUUAUUGAUCAUCAGAAAAUUCACACAGGAGAAAAAGCAUUUUCAUGUUCUGACUGUGGAAAAUGUUUUACUCGGAAAUCAAAUCUUUUUGAUCAUCAGAAAAUUCAUAUAGGUGAGAGAGCAUUUUCAUGUUCAGAAUGUGGGAAAUGUUUUACUCGAAAAUCAUCUCUUAUAAUGCAUAACAAAAUUCACACAGGAGAAAAAGCAUUUUCAUGUUCUGAAUGUGAGAAAUGUUUUACUUGGAAAUCAGCUCUUAUUACGCAUCAGAAAAUUCACACAGGAGAAAAACCAUUUUCAUGUUCUGAGUGUGGGAAAUGUUUUAUUCAGACUUCAUCUCUUAUUAUGCAUCAGAGAUAUCACACAGGAGAAAAAGCAUUUUCAUGUUCUGACUGUGGGAAAUGUUUUACUCGAAAAUCAGAUCUUAUCAAGCAUCACAAAAUUCACACAGGAGAAAAAGCAUUUUCAUGUUCUGAGUGUGGGAAAUGUUUUGUUCAGAAUUCAUCUCUUAUUAUGCAUCAGAAAAUUCACACAGGAGAAAAAGCAUUUUCAUGUUCUGUCUGUGGGAAAUGUUUUACGCAGAAAUCAUAUCUUAAUAGGCAUCACAAAUUUCACACAGGAGAAAAACCUUUUUCGUGUUCUGAGUGUGGGAAAUGUUUCUUUCAGAAUUCAUCUCUUAUUAAGCAUCAGAAAAUUCACACAGGAGAAAAGGCAAUUUCCUGUUCUGACUGUGGAAAAUGUUUUAAUCGUAAAUCAAGUUUUAUUGAUCAUCAGAAAAUCCAUACAGGAGAGAAAGUAUUUUCAAGUUCUGACUGUGGAAAAGGUUUAACUCUGAAAUCACAUUUUACUACGCAUCAGAAAAUGCAUACAGGAGAGAAAGUAUUUUCAUGUUUUGACUGUGGAAAAAAGUUUACUCGGAAAUCCAGUUUUCUUGAUCAUCAGAAAAUCCAUACAGGAGAGAAAGCAUUUUCAUGUUCUGAAUGUGGCAAAUGUUUUACUCUGAAAUCACAGCUUAGAACGCAUCAGAAAAUUCAUACUGGAGAAAAAGCAAUUUCAUGUACUGAGUGUGGGAAAUGGUUUACUCGGAAAUCAACUCUUAUUGAUCAUCAGAAAAUCCAUACAGGAGAGAAAGCAUUUUCAUGUUCUGAUUGUGGAAAACGUUUUACUGUGAAAUCAAAUCUUACUAUGCAUCAGAAAAUACAUACAGGAGUAAAAGCAUUUUCAUGUUCUUACUGUGGAAAAUAUUUUACUCUGAAAUCAAAUCUUAUUACUCAUCAAAAAAUUCAUAUUAAAGAAAAUCAGAGCGUAACCUCUUAAGUGCAGACACAAAGUCAUCAUUCAUAGAAUGUCUAGAGUUCUGGUCUUGACUACAUGUGAUCCUCUGGUGGGCUUUUUGUAGCUGUUUGAGCAUCCCUCUGCAUCUCAAGUGGUUUUAUAUAUAUAUAUAUAUAUUUAUAUAUAUUCGAAUAGCCAAGUGAUUACCUGGCACAAAUAAAAUGGGAUUUAUUUGAGUUUCAUGGGAGGGAGCCCCUAUGUGUAGAUUAAAGAUAUAUAACUAUACCCAAAGGCCCUUAUUUAUAUGUUGAUAAACCCUUCUUUGUUAUGUCCCAACUUUUUUGAAACAUGUAGUCAUCAGAUUUGAAAUGAGUGUAUAUUUUCAAAAAUACAUUAAAUUCACAAUGUGAAACAUCAAAUAA